GGUGAUAGAGAGAGCGACAGUUUCGAAAGUCGCCGAGUUUUUAUAGUUGUCACUUAGCCAUGAUGCCUUUACGAACGAUUGUUAACAAAGUGAAAAUAUCAAAAGCACAGAAAUUUAUUUAUGCUAGAGUUUUCGAUGGGAUGCCAAAAGAGGAUAAUUUUGAACUCGUCGAGGAAGAUAUUCCACCUUUAAAGGAUGGAGAAUAUUUAGCUCAGGCCCAAUUUUUAAGUAUCGAUCCCUACAUGAGAGCUUACACCUACAAAUUACCAAUAGGUUCAACAAUGAUGGGUUCACAAGUUGCUAAGAUUAUAGAUUCCAAAAAUCCAAAUUUUCCAGUUGGAAAACACGUAGUUGGUGAAUUCGGCUGGAGGACUUUAACCGUUGCCGAUAGUAAACCGGGGGCGUUAAUGCGAAGACCACCUUAUUUAGUACCAGAAUCAGAAGGAAUGCCUUUGUCGUUAUUUUUAGGAAUUUUAGGGAUGACAGGAAAUAGCGCAUAUUUUGGUUUUAUGGAAAUUUGUAAACCAAUAGCUGGGGAUACGGUUGUAAUAAGUGGAGCAGCUGGAGGUGUUGGAAGUCAUGUUGGACAAAUUGCAAAAAUAAAAGGUUGUAAAGUAAUCGGUUUAACGGGUUCAGAUGAGAAAGCUCAGUGGCUUCGAAGUAUAGGAUUUAACGAGGUCAUUAAUUACAAAACGGAAAAUUUAAUGACAAGUUUAAGAGAAUUAGCCCCGGAAAGAAUAGAUUCGUAUUUUGAUAACGUUGGUGGUGAAAUAAGUAGUUUGGUAAUUCAAAAUAUGAAAAAAUACGGAAGAGUUUCCGUUUGUGGUUGUAUAUCGUCUUAUAAUUUACCUUACGGAAGUUUACCCAAAGCGACUAUUAUUCAGCCCUCGAUAAUAAUGAAUGAAUUGAAAGUGAAAGGAUUUUUGGUGAGUUCUUGGAAAAAUCGUUGGAUGGAGGGAAUUAAUAAGAAUCUAGAAUGGUUAAGAGAAGGGAAAUUGGUUUAUAAGGAAACAGUUACCAAGGGAUUUGAAAAUAUGCCCAAAGCUUUGAUCGGAAUUUUAAGUGGAGAUAAUAUUGGCAAAGCUGUUGUUAAAGUUUAAGCUAUUUUAAUUAAUUAAUAAAAAAAUAUAAAAUA
Molecule: messenger RNA, 1135 nt
Organism: Onthophagus taurus
Lineage: Eukaryota; Metazoa; Arthropoda; Insecta; Coleoptera; Scarabaeidae
Product: prostaglandin reductase 1-like
Biological process (GO): prostaglandin metabolic process
Cellular component (GO): cytoplasm
Molecular function (GO): 15-oxoprostaglandin 13-reductase [NAD(P)+] activity; 2-alkenal reductase [NAD(P)H] activity
Source: RefSeq, a predicted model, not a curated record